GUUUGAAGCUUGUAGCUGCAUAGUUUUGGCCAAUCUAAAAUACCUCUGAUCAAUAUCACUAAAUAUUUUCUGAUUUUUAUAUGAUGUUUUCUAUUUUGAACUGGGGAAAAAACACUCUUAAAGUAAGAGCCCUGAAUAUUUUUAGACGUUAUCCUUGAUCUCAUCUAAAAAUUAAAUGUGACGUAUAGAAAGACUCAAGUCUGGAAAGAUCCCCAUUUCACCACAUGUGGUUUCCACUGAAAAGUAACAUGAGAAGAAAAGAUCCUUCCAGGCAAAGUUGAUCGUAACAACGAAAGAGUGAAAUCAAAGCAAUAAAAAUUGUUUCAGUCAGUCUCUCCUAACACAUGGCUUUUAUAAUGUAAGUCUCUCUUCACCAUUUCAGUUUAGCUGAACUAUUUGAUGACUAAAGAUCUUGGAUAGUUUUAUUACAAUGGAACUUUCAAAAGAUAACAUAUUUUUGUUUCUAUGUACCGAAAGUACCGCAAAAGGCAUUAAUUUUUUGAAAAAUGUAAUUCUUCCUGACAGCAGAGUCAAGGCGUAGAUUUUCUCCCUAUAACAAUUUAAAGGGACUUUGGUAGCCUACAUUUUGACAGGAAUAGAGCAAGACAAGAGAGUAAGGAACAAAGGGGGUCGACAAAAAGGCCAGAACCUGGACGGUCUGCAAGUAAUGACAAAAUGAGGGGCUUGCUCAAACUACCAAGUUAUAAUGGACCUCAUAUUUGGCAGAACAUUCUGGAAAGCGUGCUCUUCAACAAUGGCUGCCAGGGGUCUACAGACAUUCAUAACACCAUACAGAGCUGAAGAUUCAGAAAAACUGGUACUGCAAAUGAAAAAUGGCCUCAGCAGCUUAAGGUACAGACCUGCUGAACAUAAACGACUUCAAGCAGUUAUUGAUGCAGAGCGCCUGGAGUGUGAUCUAAUAGGACAAAAGGUUCAGAAGACCUGCUGUGCAGCCAAGGCAACCACGGAGAGCUCCUUAUUACGGCAGCACAGACAGGUGUGGAGCAGAGAGUGCCCCAGGCUGCAAAAGGCUAAGCAGCAGGCUGAGGACGCCCUCCAGGAUUUUCUGGAGAAGAUCGAGCCAAACAGUGCAAACACUGGCCUGUUCUCUCUUCAAGAAUAUGGACUGUCUCUUAUGAGGGAACGGGAGGAUUUCAGGAGAGCCACUAUGGAGCCUGUUCAGCAGCUGAGAGACGAGCUGCGCCUCAGAUUGUACGAAGGACUACAACAACCACCCAGUGAACAUUUAGGACACCUGGAAGCAGUAAAAAUGCAGAUAAAGACUAUGAGAAAUCAUCAGGAAGUCACAAUUGCACAUCUCCAUGAGGAGCAGCAGGACACUGAAGAAGAGAUCGGGAGCCUUUAUUUACAGAAAUAUUUUUGUAGUUCCUCAGAUAUUUUGGUAAACUUCGACAAAGUUCCCAGAGAAGUUUUGGAUGCAGACUGCCCUUACCCAGAGCUGAAGGAAUCACUGAUCCAAGCCUUCCAGUCCAUGUCAGAGAGCUACAGGAAUAGGCUGCAGAGUUUGCAGGAGCAACUUCAAAACACAGACAGGUGUUGUGGCUGGUGUUCCGAUGACCAUCAUCUUUUCCAGUUUGUGGAGUCCAUGUACACACAGGAGAUACCCAGACACAGAGCCCUCUGCAUGGACAUGAUGCGGAGGCUGUUCCCUGGGAAAACAAGACAGGAACUGGUGGAGCAUGAGCGUUUGUGGGACUCGCAGCGCUUCACCCAGACACAGCUGAAAGUUGUGAUGCAGCAGUGGCAGAGAGACCUGGAGGAGCUGCUGGCCAGAGCCCUGGUCACCCUACAGGAGGCAAAAGAUGCUCACCUCAAGGAGCUGCAGCUCCACAGGGACCGCCGGCACCAGCAGGAGAUCUGCCUACACCUCAGAGAAAAACUGCAACAGUGGCGGGCCCAGCAGGAAGAGGUGGCAAAGCUGGAGGCAGCUGUAGCAGCAAGACAACAAGAGGAAGAGAAAGUGAAGCUAAAGAGGGAGAAAGAGAAGGAAGAUGCAGUCAGGAUGCAGCACAAGGAAAAGGUAAGACAGUUUUAUUUGACACAGCUAAAGAGGAGGGAGGCGCUGGAGCGGAGGGAGGAAGAGAGACUUGCCGCUCUGAGGAGUGUCAUGGAGGAACAGGCAAGGCGGGACAGGCAAAGGGUGCAGUUACGGGCAGAUAUGUUGCUGCGGCGACAAGAAGAGAGAGGGGAGCUCGAGCUUGAGCGGCAGAGAGAAGAACAAGCCAGACAGAAUCGUCUGGAAGCUCUCAAAAAGCAGGUGGAGGUGGUGGCAGAGGCAGAUCCAGUGAGGAUGACAGCUAACACCAAGGCUUGGAGCAGCCGGGUGCUGGAUAAAGAAUACCAGAAGCCUCUCUACAGCCUUAACACAUACACAGACACGCAGAUUGUGUCUGAUCCGAGAGUGCGGGUCGAGCAGGCUCUGCGGGAGGCUGGACUGCACCAAAGUCAUUACGCCACAAAGGUUCUGUCUGAAAUCAAACCUCUCAAGCCGCCUCGACGAGACACCAAAUCCAUGUUUAAGUUUUGAUCAUUUUGUAUUUAAGUCAAGUCUGAACCUGUCUUGGCUCUGUGCAUUCAGUAUUUACACACAUUUAUUUUAUUUAGUGUGGGAAAACCCACAGAUAAGCUCUGUUCAUUUAUCAUAAAAAAGCAGUGCAGCUGCCCAACAAGUGAUUUUCGUUUCGUGCUCAGAUACUGGACAUGUUUAUUUUAAAACUUAUAUUUGAGAUGCAUGGUCCUCUCAAUCCAGUUUUACUGAACAGUUUGUUUUACUAAAUGUUAGAACUCUAAAUAAAGUUAAUUCAGGAAUGAA
Messenger RNA from Oryzias latipes (Japanese medaka), 2833 nucleotides. Its product is annotated as coiled-coil domain-containing protein 148. The record is from RefSeq and is a predicted model, not a curated record. NCBI's taxonomy places the organism in Eukaryota, Metazoa, Chordata, Actinopteri, Beloniformes, Adrianichthyidae.